Molecule: messenger RNA, 1956 nt
Organism: Alnus glutinosa
Lineage: Eukaryota; Viridiplantae; Streptophyta; Magnoliopsida; Fagales; Betulaceae
Product: B-box zinc finger protein 19
Exons: 6
Coding region: 330-968 (212 amino acids)
Biological process (GO): photomorphogenesis; regulation of DNA-templated transcription
Cellular component (GO): nucleus
Molecular function (GO): zinc ion binding
Source: RefSeq, a predicted model, not a curated record
GUGUCGAGCUCUUAGAGCGAGUACUUACAAUCUAUACACAAACUAUUAACGCACGAUCUGUCUCCACUAUAAUUGCUGCUUCCUGGAUCCUUACCGUUUGAAGUGGAACAUCCCAUUUACUUAAUUAGUUCAUUUACUCUUCCAAUGCAAGAACAGUCUCUCUUUUCGUCUGAUUGUUGUUCCUUUUCUAUCUCUGUCUGAUUGAUUAUGAGUUCUUGAUUUUGACCAGUUUUUGUCGGUCAAGAAACAAAAACAAAGUAAAAGAGAAAGGAUGGCAUUGAAGCUUAGAGAGGAGGAAUGACAAGGAACAGAGUUAUAGGUCACAGAAAAUGCGAACUCUUUGCGAUGUGUGCGAGAAAGCCGCUGCCAUCCUCUUCUGCGCAGCCGACGAGGCCGCUCUUUGCCGUGCCUGCGAUGAAAAGGUACAUCUGUGUAACAAGCUUGCUAGUAGACAUGUAAGGGUUGGGCUUGCUGACCCCUCUGCUGUCCCACACUGUGACAUAUGUGAAAACGCACCAGCUUUCUUUUACUGUGAGAUAGACGGCAGUUCCCUUUGUCUACAAUGCGAUAUGAUUGUACAUGUUGGUGGUAAAAGAACCCAUGGGAGAUAUCUCCUACUCAGGCAGAGAGUUGAGUUUCCAGGGGAUAAACCCAGCCGUUUGGAGCAACUAGGGUUGCAACCGUUUGAUCCAAAUGAAACAAGAAAGGAGCAGAGUCAGCCACUUAGGCUCACGACGAGAGAGAAUCAGCAGAAUCACAGGGUCUCUCCUAUUCCAGUGCUGGACAACAACAUUGAUGGUGAUGGCAAGAUGGAAAACCAAAUGAUUGAUCUCAAUACCAGGCCCCAACGGGUACAUGGACAAGCUUCAACGAACCAGGAACAGGGUAUGGAUGUUCCAAAUGGCACUGAUCAUGAAUCUGAAAGCGUCGUUCCUGUGGGAUCCUUCGAAAGAGAGCCUAAAAAGUGAUCUAGGUGGCAUAUGCCUUCAAUUUCAAUAUAGUUUUGAAGUCGGCAAGUAUAUGGGAGGAAUGGCAUUCUUUUUCAAACGACAACAACUAAUUUUGGAGAAGCCAUUACGUUCCAAUCAACAGAUUGAGUUUGUAUACUUCUAUGCUAUGGAUGGAGGAAUUACCUCUUCUUGGAUGAUCAUAUUAUUGUAUCACCCUUCCCGUGCCAUGCUGUAAAACAAUACCGGUCUCUGUGUUGUUCCAUCUAGCAGAUCAUAAAUAGAAUACCAUGGGAAACAUUCGACAAAGUUUAAGGAAACAAGAAUACUGAAAUUGAUUGUUCUAACUCGUCAGUGAAUUCAGAUACCCUGAAAUUUCAAUUCCAGAGAAUUUAAGCAGGAAUGAGAGAGGGGUUGUGGGUUCCGGGAUGUCCGACCAGGUUCUCGGAGACUGGGAGCUAAACAGUUAUGCUGAACUAAUCAAUAGAUUGUUUAAAAUUUAUGCAUGGUGAUUCUGAUGAGAAUUCCGAUCAAAGUUUAGAUAUCAAGCAGACUACUAACUUAAAGAAGUUUUAGGAUAUGAUGAUGCAUAUAUAAGCAGACACUACCUAAUCUCAUCAUCAAGAAGUUUAUUAAGUGGCUAAAGAGUACAUGUAAUGGAACAAAAAGUCUGCACGCUAUAGAGCAUAACACAAUCCAGGGAAAUUAGUAUUCAUUCCCCCAUCACCAUUGUCUUCUUCUUCGUCAACUUCUUAACCAUCUUCUAUUAGCUUUGGCACAAGCAGCUUAGUAAACGUAUCCCUUGACAAACAUGCCUUUCUUGGCCUCUUCUGACUCUCCCUCACCAGUGUACUUUCCAAGCUGGGCAAGAGAGUUGGCCUUAGCGCGGAUAAGCAGUGCGUCCUGAGCAGCCUUGACGUUCUCGGGCCUGCCUCCCCAUGUCUUAAGGGUGGUGUUCUGGAGGGCUCUGGCGUAGGAGAAAGACACGUGCCACGGGUUCGGAGAUUGG